GUUUGAUUUUAGUUUGAUAUUAAACGUCAAAUUUAAAAUUGGAAUUUUCCCAACCAAACCCAUGAAAAGUUUCCAUAACAUAAAAAGAAAUAAAGCUGUUGAACAAUGAAUUAUAUCGUGGGGCGAUGUCUCAGACGUGUUCUAUAUUCACCAAUAAUAAAACCACGAAUCCGUUUCAAUUCGGGAAGUGUAACAAUCCCCCCAGAAGACACUUUGCAAAGCCACAGAAUGAAAAUGAGAGAAACUGAACCUAUAGAAAAGAAGAAAGCAAGACUUCUAUACCAAUCAAGAAAAAGGGGCAUGCUGGAAAAUGAUCUCUUGUUGAGCACUUUUGUGGGAAAAUACUUGGAUAAGUUUGAUGAAAAACAGACAGCCAUGUAUGAUACUCUUAUUAAUAGCCCAUCAAAUGAUUGGGACAUUUAUUACUGGGCCACCAAUACCAAACCCACACCACCAGAGUAUGAUCAUGAAAUAAUGGAUCUACUGAAAGAGCAUACAAAAAAUAUCAAAAAGGAAUCCAGAAUCAGGCAACCAGAUUUGUAAUGUGUGGAUUUUUGUAUUCAACAGUAUUUUUAUUUGCAGAUAUACCUAUUUAUAUAGUUACCAAAAUAAAUGAUCUAAUUUCAUAUUGACAUUUUUUGUAUCUAUAUUUUACUUUAUACAGGGAUAUUCAAAGUUCUAUGUAAAUAUUAUAAGACUUUUAAUGAAGGGGACUUCUGAAAAUUGGCAU
This is a messenger RNA of Phaedon cochleariae (mustard beetle), 730 nucleotides long. Lineage: Eukaryota; Metazoa; Arthropoda; Insecta; Coleoptera; Chrysomelidae. The record is from the annotation of a GenBank genome assembly.